GGGACAUCUAACAGUGAAUCCGGGACAGCGGGAAGUGCCAUAAAUAUCGGGACUGUCCUGCUGAAAGCAGUGGCUGAGGUGCUAUAAGGAGUUCUUAGCAAUAAGGGCAUCUUAGUAGGGAAGAGGGCAGGACACACUUGAAUUUGGUACAUGUUUGUCCCUAAAUGGACACCGUAAAGCAGUGCAUGAGAAGAGAAGCGCUCCAACUGUGCAGAGCAGCUGCGCCUUCCUAUCUCCAUGACGACAGAAGCUUUGGAAAGCUUGUCCAUUUUUGAUGACGUGACUACUAAUUGCAUCUUUGGCAUCCUAGUUACCGUACUAGUGGAUUUUGCGAGAGACAGAGUUCUAUUGAGUGAUUUCUGCUCAUAACUGCUUUCUGUGUAACACUUUUGCACCAUUAUAAUAAGAGCUAAUUGCUUUCUGCCUCCUAUGUUUGUCUGACGUCCCUCUGGCCAGUGACAGCCUACACACAAGCCUAUGUCUGUCAGAAAGGCAAGAGGGCCCCUGCAGAACACCCUGAGGGUAACUGAUGACCUGAAGAGACAGUUUGAUGAUUUGCUGCGCGAAACAUUAGAAAAAGAUGUUUUAAAUCCUGUGGCUAAAAAGGAAUUUUACCAAAGAUGUGUACACCUGAACACCCUUGUAGAAAAAAACAGAGAAGCUCUUGAUAAGUUGAAAAAAGCUGAUGAACCAGCCCCUGUAGGGAACUAUGAGCAGAGGAAGCAAGAAGAAGAACAAAGACUGACUAAACUUUCUCAUCAGCUGCAGGAGCUUGCAAAGACUCUGCAACAGGGAAAUAAACAGAAGGACAGCCACCAGACAGAAGAGGUCAGCAAUGAUGAAGAAGAAAGUGGAGAGGAAGUAGAAGAAGAGGAAGAAGAAGAUGAGGAGGAGGAAGAAGAAGAUGAUGAUGAGGAAGAGGAGGAGGAAGAAGAUGAACUCGACUUAACCAUGAAAGAGUACAUUACAUUGGGAGAUUUUCAGGCCCAGCAAAAAGACGAUUUAACUUUUAAGAAAGGCCAAGUACUACAUAUUCUGGAUAAAAAACUUGACGGCUGGUGGAUUGCUCAAGACUCUAAAGGAAACAAAGGCCUUGUACCAAAGACAUACUUACAGGUGUACAAAAGUGGAGAUCCUAACCUAGAUCAAAGUGAGGAGGAAAGUGAAGAAGAUGUAGAAGAGACAGAAGAUGACAAAACAGUUACCAUGCAGAGUAAACAAACAGAAGAUACCGUUUCACAGCUAAGUUCUUCUAGAAAGAUCAAAGAGAUGAGCUCAGUUGAUGGAUUGGUGACAAUGGGCACAAUACCUUCUGGGUUUCGUUCCUCAACCCUGGCACAACUUUUAAACCAAGGGGAACAGUACAGAACAUAUAUGUACCUGCAGCCUGAUCUUAACCCAUCACAGCUGGCUUUUAAAGAUUUGCUAUGGGACAGAGAAGCAUGUGGUAUUCAAUCAUUACCAAGCCGCAUCUCUUUGAUUUUGACCUUGUGGAGCUGUAAAAUGAUACCUCUGCCUGGGGCCAGCAUUCAGAUCCUUAGCAGGCAUGUGAGACUCUGCCUGUUUGAUGGUGCUAAGGUCUGGAGCAAUAUUCAUACAGUAAGAGCUUCAUGGCUACCCAAAAAUUCAAGAACAUGGACGUUUUCUCCUAGGGUCACCGGUAUUCUUCCCAGCAUCCUCGAUGGCGAUUGUUUUGUGAGAUCUGGCUGCCAUUCUCCAGAGAUCGGAAUUCUGUUUGAACUUGGAGUCACCUAUAUCCGUAACUCAACCGGUGAGCGAGGAGAGCUGAGCUGUGGCUGGGCUUUUUUAAAGCUUUUUGAUACCAAUGGGAUUCCCAUGCCUGCAAGGACAUAUGAGCUUACCUUGUAUGGGGGAACUCCCUAUGAAAGAGGAGUCGAAGUAGAUCCAUCUGUUGCAAGAAGAGUAAACACAGGCGUUUUCCAUCAGUUGAGGACCCAGAGAAAGCAGCCUCGGCUACUCGUGAAACUCAGAACUCUAAACACCACACAGAGAAACAUGCUAAACAUGCUUCCUCAAACAAUAAUUGGUAGCAGCAGCCACCUGCCUGUGCUGGUCUACUAUCGGCAGAUUCUAGGGGAUGUGCUUCUGAAAGAAAGAAAAAGUAUGCAGAAUUCAGAUCUCAUUUGCCAUCCUUUACUGGCCACAUUUCCCAGGCUAAUGGAGCAGCCUGAUAUUCUUGAUGCACUCAGGAGCGGGUGGGCAGAGAAAGAAAAUUCCAUGAAAAGAUCAGAAAAGAGGGACAAAGAGUUCAUGAAAAAUGCCUUCAUCCAUGUUUAUCACAACAUUGCCUACCCGCUUCUGGAGUCCACAGUCCUGCAGGAGUCCAAAGGGGCAGAAGAUGAAACAGAAGCUGCCCGGUGGAAAGUGAUCGCUGAGUUCCUCAGACAAAACCGUGAGAAACAUGGAUCCCAACACUUCCUGUUGUCUCCAGACAACCUCCACAAGCCAUUUGAUAUCUCCGAGAUAACGUAUGAUUUCCUUGAUGCGGCAAAGAAGUCUACUGUAUUGUUAUGAGCACAAUACCUAACUGGUGCUCCUGUGCAAUACCCAGGCACUCUUUGUGGGACUGCAUCAUUGUUUUCCUGUUUUUUAAUUCAAAGAAAAACAGUUUUAUGAAUAAUGAAUGAAUGAAUAAAUUAUGGUUUUUGUUAAA
Molecule: messenger RNA, 2674 nt
Organism: Xenopus tropicalis (tropical clawed frog)
Lineage: Eukaryota; Metazoa; Chordata; Amphibia; Anura; Pipidae
Gene: nphp1
Product: nephronophthisis 1 (juvenile)
Exons: 20
Coding region: 478-2535 (685 amino acids)
Cellular component (GO): axoneme; cytoplasm; anchoring junction
Source: RefSeq, a predicted model, not a curated record